This is a messenger RNA of Phymastichus coffea, 2433 nucleotides long. RefSeq names its product coronin-1C-A (gene coro). Gene Ontology annotation, molecular function: actin filament binding. The transcript has 6 exons. NCBI's taxonomy places the organism in Eukaryota, Metazoa, Arthropoda, Insecta, Hymenoptera, Eulophidae. Gene Ontology annotation, biological process: actin filament organization. The coding region runs from base 213 to 1685 and encodes 490 amino acids. The record is from RefSeq and is a predicted model, not a curated record.
CGCAGAGGCAGUCGUGCGAGCGCGCUCGUCUGCACCACGAUGCGCCGCGUUUAUUUCGGCUGCUUGCGCCAAUAACUCGCAGUGCGGACCGACUGUUUUUCGCUCCUCUUUCUCACAGAACUCUUCCAACGGCCUAGAGCUUAUCAAGGUGUUGUCGUCCAGGUGCAGCAGCAGCAGUAGCAGCAGCCGCCCAUCGCCGCCGUCAAGUAGAGAUGUCGUUCCGUGUGGUGCGUAGCAGCAAGUUUCGCCACGUCUACGGGACGGCGUUGAAACGCGAGCAGUGCUAUGACAACAUACGAGUAUCCAAGUCCUCGUGGGACUCGACCUUUUGCGCGGUGAACCCCAAGUUCCUCGCCAUCAUCGUCGAGUCUGCCGGAGGUGGUGCCUUUAUAGUCUUACCUCACAACAAGGUUGGUAGAAUAUCGGCAGAUCACCCACUGGUUGGUGGUCACAAAGGACCAGUGUUAGAUAUUGCUUGGUGUCCACACAAUGACAAUGUCAUCGCAUCGGGAUCUGAGGAUUGCGUGGUGAAGGUCUGGCAAAUUCCAGAUGGCGGAAUCUCCAGGACCCUCACAGACUCUGUAGUCGAUCUACAAUUGCACCAGCGAAGAGUUGGCCUGGUACUCUGGCAUCCAUCUGCCCUCAAUGUCCUGCUGACAGCUGGCUCUGACAAUCUUGUUAUUAUAUGGAAUGUUGGCACUGGAGAAUCCAUGGUCAAGAUAGAUUGCCAUCCUGAUGUUGUUUAUUCUGCUUGUUGGAACUGGGAUGGUUCUAGACUGGUUACUACUUGCAAGGACAAGAAAAUUAGAAUCAUUGAACCUAGAACAGGAAAAAUUGUAGAGGAGGCCAUUGCACACGAAGGUAGUAAAGCUACAAGAGCCAUAUUUUUAAGAGGUGGUCUAAUCUUUACAACAGGGUUUAGCAAAAUCUCUGAAAGACAGUAUUCUUUGCGAGCCCCAGACAUGCUUGCAGAACCAAUUGUGAUGGUAGAACUUGAUACUAGCAAUGGAGUAAUGUUCCCGUUGUACGACCCCGACACAAAUUUAGUCUUUCUUUGUGGCAAGGGGGACUCAGUUAUCCGCUACUUCGAAAUAACGCCCGAACCUCCUUUCGUUCAUUAUAUCAAUACCUUCCAAACGCCAGAUCCUCAGCGAGGAAUCGGUAUGAUGCCUAAGCGCGGCUGUGAUGUUAACAGUUGCGAAAUUUCGCGAUUUUAUCGACUGAAUAAUUCUGGCUUCUGUCAAGUCGUAUCUAUGACUGUACCAAGAAAGUCUGAGCUAUUUCAAGAAGACUUAUAUCCCGAUACUCCCGGGGAUACUGCGGCAAUAACUGCAGAAGAAUGGGAAGCCGGUAAAGAUGCCGAUCCCAUUCUCAUUUCACUGAGGGAUGGCUAUCAGCCGACAGCUUCCAAAAACGAUCUUAAAGUUCAUAAAAAAUCCAAUGUCUUGGGUAAAGCUAAAGUAGCUUCGAACUCGACAGGCAAAGAGGCAGCAUCUGGUGUUUCGGAGGAUAUAAUCAAAGAAUUUUCUGAAGAAAUUCGAAAAUUAAAAGCUAUGAUAGUUAAGCACGAGGGUCGUAUUCGAGUACUAGAAUCGGCAGUCGCGCUUCAAAUGAAUGAGCAAGACAGAAAUGAAAAGUCUUCUUCUCCCGUAGAUAAGGAACUACUUGCGUCUGACGAAGUUUGAUUCUGCUAGCAAAAAUAUUUUUAUAUCCCUACCUACGGAAAAAAACCAUUCAAUUGUGUAAUAAAAAAAAUGAAACGUGCGUAUUAUAUUUUGAUAUGAUAGCUGUGUAUAUACUAGGUAACUUAGCAUAGUAGCGUGCUCCAAAAUCAUCAGAAAUGUCUUAAUUAUUUAUUGUACAUCCGCGUUUUCAAGUUCUUCUCUAUCUUUAUUUUCGUCUUUCGAUUUUUCAGCUUUUACUUCUAUCCCCUUUUUUCUCUCAUUCGUCACAUUUUUUGUAAUCUUUUACAUAAUUACCUUAAUAAUAUAUCAGAUCAUUUCAUCGUUACCUGUUAAUAGGAUUUACGUUUAUGUUACAUUUUAGUGUUAUGUUAUUUUUUGAGAUUUUUAUGUACAUGAGCGAGCGCCUUGGAGGAGAAAAAAAACUUUUUUCUUAAAAACAUGAAACGAGUGCCUUAAUUUGUACAGAAAAAAUCUACUGUAAAAUAACAAAUCUAACAAGCGAUUGUUCUAUAACUGAUUAUACUCGACAUUUGAUAAACUUGUUAAACUAUUGUGAAUUGUCUGAUAAUCACAUUUUUUACAGUUUAAAAUUUAAUAAUAAUAAUAGUAAUAGUAAUAAUAAUAAUAGUAAUAUUUUUGGAAACUUUUAAUACUAACGUUGCUUGUUCACAUUUGAUACCUUAAAAGUUGACAAUUCAUAAUGAAACAAAAAUUACUCCUGUGUCUUGUUAAAAAUGCAACGAAAAAA